AUGAUUUUCGUGCUAUCGAAAGGAAAAAUCCCCCCUCCCCAUAUCAAAACGGAGUUUCUAAUGCUGGAUUUGUGUACACAAAUCAGCGUUGUAUUGCAGAGAGCCAUUGCAGCCAGAUCCCCAGGCUAGGUAGGGGCGUAUGUGUCUAGUUGUUCAGCAUAGCAGACGGCUCCCCUUUAGGCCCAGCAGCAUGACAAAUCGCUUCCAUAAUAUGGCGGAAGCCUCUGCCGUUGUUUUCUUGCAAGACAAAUGCGAUUUGUGACAUCAAACUAGCAACGCAAAUUUUCGGAGACAUACCUUUUCAAUAUCGGGAGAGGGGAUAACUCCUCUUCUUGAUACGUGCCCCUGGUGGGUCUGCUCAACAACGUGUCCGCGUUCCCCGGGUUCCCGAAGGAAAGGAGCGACAUCGUGUACGGGCUCGUGGUGUCUCUCGUUUUUUUCGCGAACGAUAUUCUGGAGUGGCUCUGGAUCACCUGGCGGUUUAUGUUGUUUGACGACGAGCAGGUGGAGUUCGUUGCUGUUGCCCCCCUUUUGUGCCAUGCACAAGCAUCGUACUCGUAUAAAUGCAUUACAAAUUUCCCCAGCGUGAGAAAUUGAAUUUGUAAUGCGGAUUUGACUUAAUGUUUGUAAUGCAAGACUUGCAAUACGAAUGCAAUACGAUACUUUUGCAGUUCAUACCCUUCUCGCCUGCUACGAUGGGGAGCCCUGGCCGGUGGACGACGAGAUAGACCAAGCGGGAGCCGGUAUCGCAAGAAAAAACUGUUUCACUCUAAACCUGUAAUGCAGAAAAUGCAUCACUGAAGUGUUUGUCUUGCUACACAUGCAGGACAAGUGAUUUUCAGCGGUGUUUUCCCUUAGGAUACUCGCAUGGCAAGUCUUCUUUCUAUAUGUGUAGCGAACUUGUAAUGCAAAACUUGCAAAAUCCUUACAGUGAAACAGUUUUUUCUUACGAUAGCCGGGUCACCGGGUGUAUUAUCCUGUGCAAAAGCUUACGUCCCAAUCACCAUCCCAGACUUGUCAUGCAAAUAUUCUGCAAGUAGCCUCGAAUGUUUUUCAUGUGUUGGUAGCCCCUCGAUGACGAGCAUUCUCAUUUGGCAAGACUGGUAGAUGGCCGUUGGUCGUGGUAGAGGCAGGAUGAGAUAAUCGAUUUGUGAUGCAAUUGCACUAAGUCUAACUAAGUAGUUCUAGUUUAGUACACACGAUUGAUAAGAAUUUACACGGGCACAAGAAGCCCAAACGAUGCUGAUGCGCAGCAGCGCAGUUGGUACACUUCGUGGGUUUGUCGUGCAGCCACAUCUCCAUGAGGUCCACUUUAUUGGGACGAGGUGACGCUUUUAAAUAGUAUAGGGCGGUGCCGAAAUUUCAGCGGAAAGCGGACGGGAAAACAGCGACUCCAGCAUCUCCGCAGGCUCUUCCUCUGGCACGACUUUGCGGUGGUUCGGACAAAUGUUGAAAGUUUCCUGCUUCGGCAUGGGUUGUUACACUUUGUUCGUUAUGACGACGGUCCGGUAUCAACCCUACAACUUGAAGUUGCUGCAGGAGGCGACCAGCCAAUCAGGUCUGACCUGGGACCACGUUUACGCGCAUUGCGGCUUAUGAUUUCAGUAUUUAUUUGGAGAGCGGGAUAGAAGUAGAACAAAUGAGCGACUUGUGGAUAAAGAGUAAAAGUGAAAUAAAAAAGAUCACGACCGAAAACGAAAACUGAAUUCUUCUGUGGUAGACUAUCAACAUAAGUAGCGACUUCAGCCCUUCCGGACGACAUUGCUAGUUUCAAUCUUAUGAUGCCUCGCGGUAGCUUCCGAAAAAUAUAUCACUCUCGUUAUGUAUUUAUCCCUUCCAAACCGAAACAGAAGUAAAACGGGCAGGCUGAAAGGACGAGCAAAUGUAAGUAGCAAGAUAAUCUACAUGCACAGAGUGACGCACACGAAGAGGAAGAUCUAAGGAAGGCGGAGUAUGAUCCCGCAGUGAUCUAACCUUAGUUCGUCAAGAAACCGUUGCUGGCAAGUUAGUGAACAAGUACACGGCAUAGUUCAAAACAAGUACAUACAACAGUAAAAAAAAACGAUAUUGAACCGAUUUGGAUAUUCGGCUUGGGCAGACAGGUUGCAAGUUGUAUCUAUCAAGUGAUGAA
Amoebophrya sp. A120 is the source of this 2131-nucleotide messenger RNA. The record is from the annotation of a GenBank genome assembly. NCBI's taxonomy places the organism in Eukaryota, Dinophyceae, Syndiniales, Amoebophryaceae.